Messenger RNA from Emiliania huxleyi CCMP1516, 1296 nucleotides. RefSeq lists its product as hypothetical. The record is from RefSeq and is a predicted model, not a curated record. Bases 1 to 1296 code for a protein of 431 amino acids. The transcript has 3 exons. NCBI's taxonomy places the organism in Eukaryota, Haptophyta, Isochrysidales, Noelaerhabdaceae.
AUGUUCGAGGACGUUGACCACGCGGACCUGCUCGACGACGCCGGUGGCAAGCGUGGGCGGCAGAGCGGCGCCGGCGCGGAUGGUGCGAUGGAGCCGCGGCGGAUCAUCCAGCACGUGGCAAAGGAGGACGGCGGCGGUAACGACCCGCAUGGCCCGACCGAGGUUGCGCGGCGGAAUGCACGCGCCUCCGAGCAGGUGCUUGCGCGCGCGGAGCGCGCCAAGAAGUUUGGCGUCGAAAAGGCGGCAAAUCCGCUGAACGCCAGAGCGUCGGCGGCGGGCGGUGUGGGCAAGACGGAGGCGGGGCUGUGGGAGAAGCGGCGCGACGCGGAGGCCGUAAUUCCUGCACCCUCUGGCCCGGGCUCCGUCUUUUGUGUUCAGCUGCAUUCCCAGCCGUCGCCCCAGCCGCCGCCCCAUCCUCCGCCGCCUCCUCCCGCGCUGCCUGCCGCGGAUCCUUCCGUGGCGUGGCGUCCUCGCCGAACAGGAGCCGGUCUCGGAUCCGCCGCCCAACCGGCGGCCACCUCCUCGGCUCAUCUCUGCUGGGGCGCACAGCUGGCCGGCACCGAGCGCUGUCCAAUGGUGACGCCAAAGUCGCCCGCCUUUCGCGACCGCUUCUGCGCCGCGUGCCGGGAGGGGCCCAUCAUCGUGCCCUGCUCCCGCAUCCGCGUCUUGGACGGCUCGCUGCCUGCUCCGAGCAACUCGCGCGCCGAGGGCAUGUGGAAUGCCCAAAAGACAAAGCCGCCGUUCUGGCCCGCGCAUCGCGUCGUCAACCAGACGGCGGACACCUUUGGCCUCAGGCUCAUCAUCCUGCGCGACGAGACGUCGGACCCGCUCCACGGCCUCGCCCCGCUUCCCGCCGAAUUUGGCUCCGCGAUUGCGUUUCUCGUCCGGAGGACACUCACCCCCGUCCCGAUGCCUGGCAUGCCCACGCAGCUCGUCCAAGCGCUGCGGGGCACGGGCCAGGGUGGCACGCUCGCACGCAGCGCCGCCCCUUCGAGAUUGCUGCUGCGCGCCGGCUCGAGUGGGGACGGGUCCACCGUCGCGCUGGUGCCACCCUGCCUGCCGCCCCUGGAGGAGGCGCUCGUCCUGCCGCUUGGUCCUGCACCAGCCGCUGCCGCCGCCGCGUCUGCCCAGCCGCUGAGAUGGCGCUUUGGUGAGCUGGUGGACGCGGUGGCUGCCGACGCAAGUGCCGCGGAGCUGAUGCAGCUGCUGGUGCCAGCGGCACUGGAGAGCUCUCGCUCCCUUCCUCGCCGCCACGCCGACUGGCGGCUCGUCGCGGGCGGCCAGGUGAUCGGCUAG